AUGGCUUACUUUCCCUUGGCCUCCAAGAUGGCACGAGUACCAUUGGGUUUGAAACUAGGGUUGUUGGUAAGAGUGAAAGUAUGGGUACUACCAUCAAGAGCAAUAGAAGCACUGGUAGAAAGUGCGGCCUUAACAGCUGAUAAUGAGAUAGUUUCUAAGAAAAUAGCAAUUAUUGAAAAGAAUUUUACAAUAAAUACAGAAGAACCUUGGGGUGGACAGAUUGAAAAGGUCAAAACAUGGUCAAAAACGGUUGAGAUAAGAUCGCCAAACUUAGUUCAAGAAAAUACAUUUGACUUUGCAGCCCGUAAAACAGCCCAAUAUAUAGGAGAAUAUUAUUAUCGUUUUCAACGAUUCGCUGAAGAAAUAUCCGACGAUAUGCAAACCCUUUGA
This is a messenger RNA of Phycomyces blakesleeanus NRRL 1555(-), 390 nucleotides long. RefSeq lists its product as hypothetical. Lineage: Eukaryota; Fungi; Mucoromycota; Mucoromycetes; Mucorales; Phycomycetaceae. The transcript is spliced from 5 exons. The coding region runs from base 1 to 390 and encodes 129 amino acids. The record is from RefSeq and is a predicted model, not a curated record.